Messenger RNA from Fragaria vesca subsp. vesca, 3848 nucleotides. RefSeq lists its product as uncharacterized. Lineage: Eukaryota; Viridiplantae; Streptophyta; Magnoliopsida; Rosales; Rosaceae. The coding region runs from base 67 to 3090 and encodes 1007 amino acids. The record is from RefSeq and is a predicted model, not a curated record. The transcript has 4 exons. Gene Ontology annotation, molecular function: myosin binding.
CUCUCUAUCUUUUGUAUUAACCAACAACCACAGAGUUACAACUACAGAGUGCUUCAAACUCCAUCAAUGGCUGCCAACAAGUUUGCCACCAUGUUACACAGAAACACCAACAAACUCACUCUGAUUCUCAUCUACGCAGUCCUCGAAUGGGUUCUGAUUCUCCUCCUCCUCCUCAACUCCCUCUUCUCUUAUCUGAUCGUCAAGUUCGCCGACUACUUUGGCCUCAAACGACCCUGCCUGUGGUGUUCUAGGCUCGAUCACAUCUUCGAGCCCGGAAACAACAGCCAAAAAUCUUACAGAGAUCUUGUGUGUGAAGAACACGCCAAUGAAAUAGCCAAACUUGGGUUCUGCUCCAAUCACCAGAAACUGGCGGAGUCUCAAGACAUGUGUGAGGAUUGCUCAUCGCAGCAGGAUUGUGAUCAAGAAUGGUCUAACAAGUAUGCUUUCUUUCCUUGGAUGAAGCAAAUUGGGAUGGUUCAAGGCGGCGAUGAUGAUAAAGAGAAUUUUGAUAAGGAGUGUUCUUGCUGUGGAGUGAGCUUGAGCAGCAAGGUGUACCCUCCUUGUAUUCUUCUCAAGCCUUCUUGGGGAGUUUUGGACUACUCUCAAAAACCGAUUUUUAAUUCCGAUGAAAGGGUUGAUGCUCAGACUGAGGAAGGUGGUCAGUCGGAUGAAACUGGAUCGGAUCAAAAUGGACAUGAUGACGGUGGUGUUGUUGGAGGAAACAAGGGUAAGAAUUCGGUUUCGGAUGUUGAUGGAUGUUGUGGACAAAGAGAUUAUGACGGUCAGGAGACAAAUAAUUCAGCUUGUUGUUCUGUUUGUGAUUAUGUCUGCAAGGAAACUGAAACUGAAGACAAGGCUAGUUUGAAUGUGUCCAUGGAUGGUGAUGUUCGAGUUGAGAUUCAGGCCAGUUGUGAUGAGAACAAGUCAUGUGGGAGUCCGCAUCAGCAUCUGGAGUUCUACAUUGAUCAAGAUGAUUGUCGAUUGGUGCCGGUUGAAUUGGUGGAUUCUCCUGCCACCAUUGAGAGGCAAAGUCACCAGAAUUAUAAGGUGGAGGAAGACCAAGCAAAUAGUGAUACUCAAGAUGUUAUUCUGGAUUUCGACAUGCAUUUUGAGACACAAGCCAAACCGGUUGUUGAGUGUUGGCACAGUUCAGAUGAGAUUGAGAUUGUGGAAUUGCUUUCAUCCCAUGAGAGUAAAGAGGAGAGUAAAGUUUCAGUUCUUGACUCAAAGGAUAUGGGUGAGAAUGGAGAAGAAAAAGAAAUUGAGCAGAAUGAAGAUGCUACUAGUACUGAAGCAACACCGGCCUCUUGUCAUGAGGAUAGCAGUCAAUCAAAUGCUGAUAUAGUAGGAAGAAAAAUUGAUUCAGAUGUUCAUCAAGCCUCUUGCCAUGAGGAUAGCAGUCAAUCAAAUGCUGAUAUAGUAGGAAGAGAAAUUGAUUCAGAUGUUCAUCAAGCCUCUUGUCAUGAGGAUAGCAGUCAAUCAAAUGCUGAUAUAGUAGGAAGAGAAAUUGAUUCAGAUGUUCAUCAAGCAACAACCGAGGAUGAUGAUAUCCAUACGCUGAACAACGAGAUUGAUGCAGAGGUCUCAAUUGGGACAGAUAUUCCUGAUCAUGAUAUAUUCAAUGAGGAUAUUCAGUCAGCUCAUGAACUUCAGAAUUCCUAUCCCGAUGUGCAAGAAGAUCCUUCUACAAGUUCUCCGACUACUCCCAAUGCUGAUAAUGAUGAUAAUCAUGGUUCUAAGAAAGAAGAUGAAGAUUUUUUAGAAUUCAAGACUUUAUCAAUUGAAACAAGUGAGAAAGCUCCAAAUGGUUAUUUCUCAUUAGGUUCAGAACUUAAUGCGAUUGAGGAAGAGAAGGUUUUUCCUGAUACCCCAACUUCUAUAGACAAUUUCCAUCAGUUGUAUAAUAGAAUGCUACAUACCGAGAGAAGGGAUUCAGGAACAGAAGCAUCAUUGGAUGGAAGUGUAAUGAGCGAUAUUGAAUGUGGUGAUGGAGUCCUAACUAUGGAGAAGCUGAAAUCGGUGUUGAGAGCUGAACGGGAAUCUUUAAAUAGAGUAUAUGCAGAACUUGAAGAAGAGAGGAGUGCUUCUGCAAUAGCAGCCAACCAGACAAUGGCAAUGAUAAAUAGGCUACAAGAAGAAAAGGCUGCAAUGCAGAUGGAAGCUUUGCAGUACCAAAGAAUGAUGGACGAGCAGUCUGAAUACGACCAGGAAGCAAUGCAGCUCUUAAAUGAGCUCAUGGUAAAGAGGGAAAAGGAAAAGCAAGAACUUGAAAAGGAGCUGGAAAUAUGUCGAAAGAAGGUUCAAGAUUACGAGGCCAAAGAGAAAAUGAUGAUUUUGAGGAGAAUGAAAGAGGGCUGCAUAAGAAGUAGGACUUCAUCUGGUCCUUGUAGCAAUGCUGAGGAUAGUGAUGGACUGUCGAUUGAUUUGAAUCAUGAAGUGAAGGAAGAAGAUAACUUAUCGGGACAUGAAGAAAGUAGCAAUCAAAACACACCGAGGGAUGCAGUCCUAUAUUUAGAAGAAUCUUUGACUAGCUUUGAGGAAGAGAAGUUAUCUAUUCUGGACCAACUCAAAGAAUUGGAAGAGAAGCUUUUGACCUUGAAUGAUGAAGAGGAAGAAGAACAUUACGAGGAUAUAAAACCAAUCGAUCAUUUCUUUUCGGAGAAUGGAAAUGGCUACCAUGAGAAUGGUGAUGUUAGCAGUGAAGAAAAUGGCAUUGCAAAUGGCCACUACAAAGAAAUGAAUGGAACACAUCAUCCAGAUAGAAAAAUUAUGGGAUCAAUCAAGGCAAAGAGACUUCUUCCACUCUUCAAUGAAGCUGAAGAUGAAGAUGAGGAGUUGAAUGGAGAUGCAGAAGGUUAUGAUUCUGUUGCAUCACAAGAGCACAAGAAACUCGCUAUUGAAGAGGAGGUUGAUCAUGUCUACGAGAGGCUACAAGCACUUGAAGCAGAUAGAGAGUUUCUAAAGCAUUGCAUUAGCUCCUUAAGGAAAGGUGACAAGGGCUUAGAUCUUCUACAAGAAAUUUUGCAACAUCUUCGUGAUCUGAGAAGCGUGGAAACCCGUUUAAGGAAUUCGGGAGAGGGUAUCUUAUGACGACUUCAUUGACAGAUUGCUCGUUUCGGGUUUAAAAGACUGCAAAUAUAGAUACUUGGUAUAAAAGUCAUAAAUGGAAUUCAGCAGUUCAACAAUUUCAAAUGGGGAUUCCCUGGAUGGAGAGGGAAGCUCAUAGCAAUAGUCUGUCUGGUGAAACAUGCAUGGUAGACUACAACAAGUUCAAGCCUGCCAUUUUUUUUACUAGUUUUUGUGUCUAAGUAAACCCAAUUUUUUGUGGGUUGCACCCAUCAAACACCUUUUAGAAGGUAAAAGGGAGAUGAUGAGUGUAUGUGAGGAGCUAGUGAGGUGAAGCCACUCUGUCAGGUAAGUUUUUUAUGGUGUGUGAGAGAAAAGGCCUGGUUUGCAAAGCUGGUAUGAUCCAACAAAGAUUCCAGUGCCAGGUACAUAGCAUUAGAUUAUUAGAGAGAUGAGGUAGACAGUUAGUGCAGGACUGCAGGCACUCCUUUUUGUCAUCUAUUUAAAUUUUGUUGGUGGGAAAGAAGGUUGGGGGAUAACUAAUCCCCUUUCCUUUUCUUUCUUCUGGUCUUUGCAUCAUUUCAUCAGUCUGGGGUUUGUUUAUUAUUUGAGGGCAGCAGCAGCACGGUUGAGAAACUUGUAUACUACUUGUAAUCCAUUCUGUAAGUACAUAUAAAGUGAGUGUUUGUUUAUACUGGCCCUGUCUUGGACUUGACCUUAUGUAUGUUUGUAUGUAUGAAAGUUCUAUAAAAUACAAGAAUGAGGGAUCUGAAAAUCGUUUU